This is a messenger RNA of Malaclemys terrapin pileata, 3491 nucleotides long. It is a transcript of the gene PIP5K1A, whose product is annotated as phosphatidylinositol-4-phosphate 5-kinase type 1 alpha. Gene Ontology annotation, molecular function: phosphatidylinositol kinase activity. Lineage: Eukaryota; Metazoa; Chordata; Testudines; Emydidae. Gene Ontology annotation, biological process: phosphatidylinositol metabolic process. The coding region runs from base 232 to 2058 and encodes 608 amino acids. The record is from RefSeq and is a predicted model, not a curated record. The transcript has 17 exons.
GGCGCCCAGCUCCCCGAGUUUAGAAAUAACAGGCGGUGGCCGCAGCCCGGCCUCGCCGCCCCUCCCAUCCACGCUGAGUGGUUCGGUCUGGAGCCGGCCGGGCGAGUCCAAGUCGGAGGGUCGCGCCUAAGCCCGAAUGGUGCGGUCCUGGGCCGCGGGCGGCACCAAGUGAGGGGCCCCCGGGGGAGGGAGGAGCUGCCGGCGGCCAGUGGAGCAGGGAGAAGCUCCAAGAUGGCGUCGGCCGGCCCCGAGUCUGGGGGCAGCAGCAGCAGCAGCGCCGGCAUCGCGGGAUCAGCAACCUUCAAAAAAUCAUUCACUUCAGAGAUGUCUGGUUCUUCUGGCCAGCCUGGCUCACAGACAAUAAAGAAAGGUCAUAGAGGAGUAGAUUCCACUGGUGAGACUACAUAUAAAAAGACUACGUCAUCGGCCUUGAAAGGUGCCAUUCAGCUGGGCAUCACCCACACAGUGGGAAGCUUGAGCACCAAACCAGAGCGAGAUGUUCUCAUGCAAGACUUCUAUGUAGUAGAAAGUAUUUUCUUCCCAAGCGAAGGGAGUAACCUGACCCCAGCUCAUCACUACAAUGACUUCCGGUUUAAAACCUAUGCUCCUGUAGCAUUUCGCUACUUCCGUGAACUGUUUGGAAUACGGCCAGAUGACUAUCUGUACUCGCUCUGCAGUGAGCCGCUCAUUGAGCUCUCCAACUCCGGGGCCAGUGGUUCCCUCUUCUACGUAUCCAGUGAUGACGAGUUCAUCAUUAAAACAGUUCAGCACAAAGAAGCAGAGUUCUUGCAGAAGCUGCUGCCGGGUUACUAUAUGAACUUGAAUCAGAAUCCUCGGACACUGCUGCCUAAGUUCUAUGGCCUGUACUGCGUGCAGGCCGGAGGGAAGAACAUCCGCAUCGUAGUGAUGAACAACCUGCUGCCCCGCUCUGUGAAAAUGCACCUCAAGUAUGACUUGAAAGGCUCCACCUAUAAACGUCGAGCAUCCCAGAAGGAGCGGGAGAAGGUCUUCCCGACAUACAAAGACCUGGAUUUUAUGCAGGACAUCCCUGAUGGCCUGUUCCUAGACUCUGAUAUGUACAAUGCCUUAUGCAAAACACUACAGAGAGAUUGUUUGGUUCUGCAGAGUUUUAAAAUCAUGGAUUAUAGUUUGCUUGUGGCUGUCCAUAACAUUGAUCAGGCACUGAGAGAGCGUGCGAUAAUGGAUGGGACGGCCCAGUCGGACAUGCGAAGGCCAGCUACCCAAAAAGCUCUCUACUCCACUGCUAUGGAGUCUAUCCGAGGAGAGGCCCGGCGAGGCGGCACCAUAGAGACUGACGACCAAAUGGGAGGCAUUCCAGCCCGGAAUUCAAAGGGGGAAAGACUGCUUUUAUAUAUUGGUAUCAUUGAUGUGCUACAGUCCUACAGAUUCGUUAAGAAGUUGGAGCACUCAUGGAAAGCAUUGGUGCACGACGGGGACACUGUAUCUGUGCAUAGGCCCAGCUUCUAUGCAGAAAGGUUUCAACGAUUCAUGUGCAACAUUGCGUUCAAGAAAAUACCAUUAAAACUUUCUCCUUCUAAAAAGAGCCGGUCUGGCACAACCGUUCCUCGGAGGAUGGGUCAGGGUGGAGCCCCUUACCAAUCGCAUGCAUCGUGUGAAACUAAAGCACAAGUAACGGCAGAAGCAGAUGUGGAGCAAGGUUCGCAUCUUGGUCGCCCUGAUCUCCUUCCCAGAACUCCUCCAGUAGACGAAGCUAACAGUGAUUCCAUAGCAACAACCUUGUCUACUUCUUCGUUGGGCAGUGGAGGACUUAACUCUCCAGCCAACAGGUCAGUGGGAGUGCAAGUUCACAAAUCUGAAACCGCGCCAAAGGGUUUGGCUAGAACAGCUCCUGCCAUCUGCUCAAAUAGGUCAGUGGGACUGGAAGUUCACAGCUCAGAAAGCUCCGCAGAGGAUGUAGCUAGUUCAGCCCUGAGUAACCACUCAAAUAGUGGCUCCGCAGGGCCUUCCGUAACAGAACGCUCCUCAGAACUGACAGAACAUUUUGAAGACGUGCAAGAAACAGAGAUAAGCUUUUGAAAUAACAGAGGGACGGUUGUAAUGUGAGCAGAAGAUUUCUCUCGACUCUGCGUGGGCCGUAGAGUCUGACAAACAUUCAGCCCCUGCGGCUGAUCUUAGAAAUCUUAUCCGGACAGAAUCCAUAGAAGCUGGAAGGCUUGGGACCUACUUAGUGUCAUAGUAUUAACAGUGGCUGAGCCCAGAGCAACCUCCUCUUCUGCAAAACAGCCCUCAGGCUGUGGCUGGUUGCAUCUAGUUUGUUUUCUGCUGCUGUCCUCUCUUCGAAGACUGGCAGGAGCAAGGCUGCUCAUCUCCAAGGAGGAGCAGGAGCUGCUCCGUGCAGGCCAGAGUCCUCUGGAGAAAAGGAGCUGGCUUUGGGGGAGCUGGUUACCUAGGAUUGAGGACAUCACAAACCUUGCAAGAACAAUGGUCAACUAUGAAGAGCACCAGGGGAAAUGGACAUUGGAGCCUUGUUGGAACCGUUUUUGCAACAGCUCAACAUGGUGUUUGGUUUUUAUAUUAAUUUAAGUUUCUUUAAUUCAGUCAUAUCGUUUCUUUUAGGCUGCGACAAUUAUCUAUUCUUUUUUAAAAAUAGUUUUAUCAGUGUUUCACCAAAAAUGUCCCGCAGAAGGGGGAGCGACUGUUUUUUUUGGUCACACAUGAAAGGUAUUGAUCAUGGAUGUCUUGUCUAUAAACUAAUUUUGAGUGCAGCAGUCUAAUGCAUUUAUGACCUUGCAUCAUCAUCCUCCUGAGAAGGUGACCUGGAACAGACCCACCCACAAGACUUUAUCAUGGCUUGGUGCUUGAAGGAUUUGGAAUGGGCUACGCUUUUAAGAUGUCAGAGAGGUUUUUGCAUUGCUUUGUCCUGUUUUAAACUACUCCUUUAUUCUCUCAUCCUCACACAGAACGAGAAGCAACAGAGAUUUCGGGAGAUCUUGGUGCCUGGCGCAUUUUUAAGCCUUCAGUGUUUCUUAAGCAAAUGGACCAAACCGAUCCUGCUUGGUUUUUUUUCCCCAGUAUUAUGUGUCCUUCUUGGGACACAACUUGUAAAAUCUGCCUUUUUUUUUUUUUUAAAAAUAGCUAAAUUCCCUUUUGAUAGCUAUGCUUCCGUCUUACCCCUUGGCAUCAGGGUUACCUUUUGCGCACGGUGCUCUAACCGCAUCCAAAUAGAGAUUCCCAUAAUGCCACUCCAUAUAAAUGGCUGCCAGGUCUCUGUGCAGAGCAACAGAUUUUGGUGUUUUUUUUUUCCUCAACAAGUGUGUGUUCCACUCUGAUUCCAAGCUGCAGCUUAUUAGAAUCAGCGGAAAAGACGCAUUGCUGUAUUAUCUUAGCCAGUUGCUGUACAUAAGACUGUGGCAGUCCUUACCAAGUUACCAGCUGCAGACACAUGGCUAGAAACCUGAGCAUAUGUUGUACUGAUUUUUAUUUUCACUAAAGUUUUUUUAAAAACUAAA